AUGUCUACUUGUGGGUAUAACUCAGAGGAAGAAGGUGAUGUGGAUGAUUCCUUGAAAGGUGAUAUGGAUGAUUCCUUCAAAGGUGAUUUGCCCGAUCGGUUGCCUCAGGACUGGCUAACGGCCAGUACUAAUAAGCUGCAAUACUACGAGAUGGAAGAAUCGGAAAUGGAAGAAGAUGACAAAGAAAUGCUUCGACUAUACGCGCAUCUCGCGUUGAACUCCGAGUGUCAUGGUUACGGGUUUCCAAAGCCAAUUGAGCUGGGAAAGGUAAUUGUGCAAACCAGACAAGUUGUCGAGUCAGAGAAGAAGAUGGUACUCAAGGCUGGGAAUGCAAUAUUCUACAUCAGCUUCAAAAACCGCUCGGGGAAUGUCUUAAAUGGUAUCAUAAGGAAAACAAAGUGUGCUGGUUUCAUCUUUGACGCCAAGUGUGUUUCCCGUUUUAUGUGA
Eutrema salsugineum is the source of this 447-nucleotide messenger RNA. Its product is annotated as UPF0725 protein At4g29550. The coding region runs from base 1 to 447 and encodes 148 amino acids. The transcript has 3 exons. The record is from RefSeq and is a predicted model, not a curated record. NCBI's taxonomy places the organism in Eukaryota, Viridiplantae, Streptophyta, Magnoliopsida, Brassicales, Brassicaceae.